AUGUUUAUACCGUCGUCAUCAAUGUCGUGGGAGACCAUGAAGGCUACACUUUAUCUGUGCGAUGGGUCAAGCUUUCCUGGUCACCUUUUCGGCGCCACUAAGAGCGUUGUUGGUGAAAUUGUCUUCCAAACGGGUAUGGUUGGCUAUGUGGAAUCGCUGACAGAUCCUAGUUAUGCCGAACAACUUCUCGUACUAACAUAUCCCAUGAUGGGAAACUAUGGAGUUCCUAGUCAAUCAGAAACUGACUCACUUGGAUUGCCAAAACACUUUGAAAGUAACCGUGUUUGGCCAGCGGCUUUGAUCGUAGACAAAAUUUGUCCGGAAAAUGAACAUAGCCACUGGGAAGCAGUGGAAUCGCUCAGUUCAUUCCUUCGUAGAGCGGGCGUUCCAGGCUUGGCAGGAAUUGAUAUAGAUAAAUUGAAACGCGAACCGCCCCCGAAACCGUCAGUAUAUCCCUUCCGUGACAUCAAUGAGGCCAACUUGGUGGCAGCAGUAUCACGAAAAUCACCACAGAUAUUCGGCUCUGGUGGAAUUACCGUCCUAGCCAGUCGACUGUGGCGGUGUAUGGUGGAACGAGGAGUGCGCGUAAAAGUGGUGCCAUGGGAUCAUCCAUUCGAAAGCGAAGUAUUUGAUGGGCUGUUCAUCUCGAAUGGUCCUGGAGAUCCAGAACGAUGCACCCUGUUGGUGAAUAGGCUGAGCGAAUUCCUCAAGAAAAAUACGAAACCCGUGUUUGGUAUUUGCCUUGGUCAUCAGCUGUUAGCACGUGCUAUCGGAGCUAAAACCUAUAAGCUCAAGUACGGUAAUCGAGGUCAUAAUCAGCCGUGCACCCAUCAAGGCACAGGGCGUUGCUUCAUAACUUCACAGAAUCAUGGAUUUGCGGUGGAAACAACUACAUUACCAGACGGCUGGCGAGCGCUGUUUACGAACGAAAAUGAUGGGACAAAUGAAGGCAUUGUACACGUGUCGAAGCCAUUCUUUAGUGUCCAGUUCCAUCCGGAGCAUACCGGAGGUCCGGCUGAUUGUGAAUUUCUCUUCGACGUGUUUAUUGAAGCAAUCCAUUCGAUGAAAAAAGGAGAGGAUUGCUGUGUGGACGAGCGGCUGUCGGCAGCUAUCCGCUACGAUUCCAGCUACCAGAUAAAAAAGCAGCGAAAGGUUCUCGUGCUUGGCUCGGGAGGUCUAACAAUUGGACAAGCUGGGGAGUUCGAUUAUUCAGGAGCUCAAGCCCUGAAAGCGUUGAAAGAAGAAGGAAUUCGAACUGUCCUGAUUAAUCCAAAUGUUGCCACUGUACAGACGUCGAAAGGUUUCGCAGAUUUCACCUAUUUCCUGCCUAUUACAAAGGAGUAUGUUACUGAUGUGAUCAAAAAGGAGCGCCCUACUGGAAUACUGUGUACAUUCGGUGGCCAGACUGCAUUGAAUUGCGCCAUCGACCUUUAUAAGGACGGCAUUUUCAAGAGCUAUGAUGUUGAGGUAUACAUACUUGUGAUUCAGUAUGGCUAUUUUCACUAUUAUCCAGCUCGUUUCAUUAACUUGUGCGCUGUGAAGAUAUAUUGA
Molecule: messenger RNA, 1551 nt
Organism: Cooperia oncophora
Lineage: Eukaryota; Metazoa; Nematoda; Chromadorea; Rhabditida; Trichostrongylidae
Source: the annotation of a GenBank genome assembly